Molecule: messenger RNA, 2327 nt
Organism: Acinonyx jubatus (cheetah)
Lineage: Eukaryota; Metazoa; Chordata; Mammalia; Carnivora; Felidae
Product: DNA dC->dU-editing enzyme APOBEC-3F
Exons: 12
Coding region: 92-2101 (669 amino acids)
Biological process (GO): defense response to virus; cytidine to uridine editing; negative regulation of single stranded viral RNA replication via double stranded DNA intermediate
Cellular component (GO): P-body; nucleus; cytoplasm
Molecular function (GO): zinc ion binding; RNA binding; cytidine deaminase activity
Source: RefSeq, a predicted model, not a curated record
ACAAAGCAGGAAGGAGGUGGGGCUUCUGAGGAGGCAGCCUGGGAGGUCACUGUCACACUGGGGCUUUCCCAAACCAAGGCUGGAGAGAGGAAUGGAGCCCUGGCGCCCCAGCCCAAGAAACCCAAUGGACAGGAUAGAUCCUAACACCUUCCGUUUCCACUUUCCAAACCUGCUCUAUGCUUCUGGGCGGAAACUCUGUUAUCUCUGCUUCCAAGUGGAGAGAGAAGACUACUUCUCGUGUAAUGACAGCGACUGGGGAGUUUUUCGGAACAAGGUCCAUCCCUGGGCUCGAUGCCAUGCAGAACAGAGCUUCCUCUCUUGGUUCCGUGACCGGUAUCCAUGCCGUGAUGAAUAUUACAAUGUCACCUGGUUCUUAUCCUGGAGCCCCUGCCCCACCUGUGCAGAGGAGGUGGUCGAGUUCCUGGAGGAGUACAGGAACUUGACGCUGAAAAUCUUCACCUCCCGCCUCUACUACUUCUGGGACCCAAAUUACCAGCAGGGGCUUCGCAAGCUAUGGGACGCAGGGGUCCAGCUGGACAUCAUGUCCUGUGAUGAUUUUGAAUACUGUUGGGACAACUUUGUGGACCACAAGGGAAUGCGCUUCCAGAGACGGAAUCUGUUAAAAUAUUAUGAUUUCCUGGCUGAAGAGCUUCAGGAAAUCCUUAGAAACCCAAUGGACAGGAUAGAUCCUAACACCUUCCGUUUCCACUUUCCAAACCUGCUCUAUGCUUCUGGGCGGAAACUCUGUUAUCUCUGUUUCCAAGUGGAGAGAGAAGACUACUUCUCGUGUAAUGACAGCGACUGGGGAGUUUUUCGGAACAAGGUCCAUCCCUGGGCUCGAUGCCAUGCAGAACAGUGCUUCCUCUCUUGGUUCCGUGACCAGUAUCCAUACCGUGAUGAGUAUUACAAUGUCACCUGGUUCUUAUCCUGGAGCCCCUGCCCCACCUGUGCAGAGGAGGUGGUCGAGUUCCUGGAGGAGUACAGGAACUUGACGCUGAGCAUCUUCACCUCCCGCCUCUACUACUUCUGGGACCCAAAUUACCAGCAGGGGCUUUGCAAGCUGUGGGACGCAGGGGUCCAGCUGGACAUCAUGUCCUGUGAUGAUUUUGAAUACUGUUGGGACAACUUUGUGGACCACAAGGGAAUGCGCUUCCAGAGACGGAAUCUGUUAAAAGAUUAUGAUUUCCUGGCCGCAGAGCUCCAAGAAAUCCUUAGUCCAGUUCCAAGUGUCUGUGGUCACCUGAGCCAGACUCCGUGGUCACCCAGGUCGCGUUGCCUUUGGCUGGAGUGUCCGGAAGGAAAGCGGCUGGGGCUCCAUCAAGCUCCCCCAGUUUCUUCAGACCGUUCGGUGUCUGCUUGUCCCGGCCAACAAAGAAAAAGAGACUGGCCCUUCCCUCCCCGCCCAGGGGCCCAAGUAGACCCAAGGAGUUGGGUUCAGGAGGUGACAGAGCCUGGGAUAAACACCAGAAGACACUCUCUGCACCUUUUGGUUUCCUUCCUCUUGCCCAGACCCACAAUGAAUCCACUACAGGAAGACAUAUUCUGCCGUCAGUUUGGCAACCAGCACCGAGUCCCAAAGCCCUACAACUACCGGAGGAAAACCUACUUGUGCUACCAGCUGAAGCUGCCCGAAGGCACCCUAAUUGACAAAGACUGCCUUCGAAACAAGAAAAAGCGCCAUGCAGAAAUGUGCUUUAUUGACAAGAUCAAGUCACUGACGCGGGACACAUCCCAGAGAUUCGAAAUCAUCUGCUAUAUCACAUGGAGCCCCUGCCCCUUCUGUGCCGAGGAACUGGUUGCGUUUGUCAAAGACAACCCCCACCUCAGCCUGCGGAUCUUUGCCUCCCGCCUGUACGUCCACUGGCGCUGGAAGUAUCAGCAGGGGCUGAGACACCUGCACGCAUCCGGGAUCCCAGUGGCUGUCAUGAGCCUCCCAGAGUUUGAGGACUGCUGGAGGAAUUUUGUGGACCACAAGGACAGGUCGUUCCAGCCCUGGCACAACCUGGAGCAAUACAGUAAAAGCAUAAAACGUAGGCUCGGGAAGAUCCUGACGCCCCUGAAUGAUUUAAGGAAUGACUUCAGAAAUUUGAAACUUGAAUGACCAUCAACCCCCCACCACCACCACCACCCACCCUGUUCCUGCAGCAUCUCAAUGCUUCAUAAACUGCUGACUCUUAGGAGCAAGUUGUGAGCUCCACGUGCACACCAGGCCCUCCUCCCCGAGUCCAGGAAACCUUUCUUUUCCCCUUCAUUCUUCUGUUUUCUUGUGUAAGUGGGUAUAUAUUUUUGUAAUUGAAAAAAUAAAGAUGAUUUUCAAGUCUGUAAAA